Messenger RNA from Aureobasidium namibiae CBS 147.97, 1476 nucleotides. Its product is annotated as acid phosphatase. Gene Ontology annotation, biological process: dephosphorylation. Bases 1 to 1476 code for a protein of 491 amino acids. Gene Ontology annotation, molecular function: phosphatase activity. The transcript is spliced from 8 exons. The record is from RefSeq and is a predicted model, not a curated record. Lineage: Eukaryota; Fungi; Ascomycota; Dothideomycetes; Dothideales; Saccotheciaceae.
AUGACUACCCUCAUACCCCGCGAGAAGUAUACUGCUGAUGAGCUCGAGCGUCUGUAUCCCAAAGAGCUGGCCCUGCACCAAGUCCAAGUUCUCCUCAGACACGGCGAAAGAUCUCCAGUCUCUGCCAGAUUUAAGAAUGCCGGUCUUUCUGCGAACUGGCCUUAUUGCAAUGCCGCACAGCAUCUGCGCAGCGUCAUCAUGUCAGCCAACGAUUCAUGGGAUGAACUAGCCUAUAAACGAAGACUUGAGACCUUCGAUGGAAAAGACGAUUCUCCUGUUCUGACUCUAGGUCCCGGACGUGAGACUGAUGGUAUUUGUCUCCCCGGAGAGUUGACCGACCAAGGACGUGCUUCUACAUUGGCCCUGGGUCAACGCUUGCGUGGACUGUACGUUGACCAGCUUGGCUUCAUGCCCGCCGUUCUGCAAGACGCAAACCAUAUGUACCUGCGCGCCACCCCAAUUCCCCGAGCCCUCGAGUCUGUACAGCAGACCUUCUACGGGCUGUAUCCUCCUUCAGCGAGAGCCGCCGACUUUGUUCCGCCAACCAUCGUUCAGCGUCAACCUAACCACGAGACGCUCUUUCCUAAUGAGGGCGCUUGUCGGCGUUUUGCUCAGCUCAGCCAGGCCUUUGCUCAGCGAACUUCGGAUCGUUGGAACGACUCGCCCGAUAUGGCAUAUCUCAACAAGAUGUUCGGAAAGUGGAUGCCCGAGGAUUCUCCUAACGUGAAAGUCGAUGGUCAUCCCAGACUGAGUGGAAUCAUGGACACCGUCAACUCGACCCUAGCUCACCCACAAGAAACUCGCCUGCCAAAAGAGUUCUACGACACAAAGGGCAGGGCGAUUAUUGACAAGAUCGGUGUCGAGGAGUGGUUCUCGGGCUACAUGGAGUCUAGAGAAUAUCGACAGCUUGGUAUCGGUGGAUUGAUGGGCGACGUGGUGAGCCGUAUGGUUGAAAGGACCAGAGCAUCGACCAGCAACAACAACGACAUUCAGAUGGCGCUCUCUGGUUGCCAUGACACAACUCUAGCCGCUGUGCUCAGCAGCGUCGGUGCCUUCCAAGGCGAGCAAUGGCCUCCCUACACCAGUCACAUUGCCAUCGAAUUGUUCAAGGAUCGUACAGCGCCUACCGCUGCUCAGCCUGCAAUCACUACCGGCAGUUGGUGGAGCUCCCUGUUUCCGGCCAAGAGCAUGUUGACCCCGGAAGCCUCUCCUCGCACUCCCUUGUCGAACCUCUCCGAAUCGGACAAGCAAAAGCUGCAUGGCUACUAUGUACGACUACGCUACAAUGACCGCCCCAUGAAGAUUCCUGGGUGCAGACCGGCCGGAAAGCAUUAUGGCGACGACGAGAGUUUGUGCACUCUCGAAGCUUUCAAAGGCAUCGUGGACAAAUUCACGCCAGCGAAUUGGAAGCAGGCCUGUGGAGCUCGUUUGGGGGAGAAUGCAUUCCCUGAAACUGUCGAGCCUGCUGGUGUGUGA